This is a messenger RNA of Colletotrichum graminicola M1.001, 1158 nucleotides long. RefSeq names its product mRNA capping enzyme. The transcript is spliced from 2 exons. Lineage: Eukaryota; Fungi; Ascomycota; Sordariomycetes; Glomerellales; Glomerellaceae. The record is from RefSeq and is a predicted model, not a curated record. Gene Ontology annotation, biological process: 7-methylguanosine mRNA capping. Gene Ontology annotation, cellular component: mRNA capping enzyme complex. Bases 1 to 1158 code for a protein of 385 amino acids. Gene Ontology annotation, molecular function: mRNA guanylyltransferase activity; ATP binding.
AUGGAAGGCGUACAGGGUCCGCCACCCGAGGGCCCGAUUGCCUCGAUUGCGGAACCGGGCAUCAAGGCCGACGGCCAGCUGCUCUUCGAUCUGCGCCGCGAGGUCGCUGCUCUGUUGCAUCGCAACCAAACCAGUUUCCCUGGCGCGCAACCGGUCAGCUUCGCGCGCAAACACCUCGAGGAGCUGCGGAAUAAAGACUACUACGUAUGCGAAAAGUCAGAUGGCAUUCGAUACCUCCUGUACCUCACUGAGGACGAUGGCCGGGAGAUCCACUACCUCAUCGACCGCAAGAACGACUACUGGUUCAUCAAGAACAAUAGCUUCCACUUCCCGCGCAAGGAGGACCUGAAAAAGUUCCACACGCGCACGCUCAUCGACGGCGAGCUGGUCAUGGACGACACAGGAAAGGGCCAGAAGGAGCCGCGCUUCCUCGUCUUUGACUGCCUCGUGCUCGACGGCCAAGACCUCAUGUCCCGCACGCUCGACAAGCGGCUCGCCUACUUCAACGAGAACAUCUACAAGCCCUAUCGGGACCUGUUCAAGCAGUAUCCGGAGGAGCGCGACUACCAGCCGUUCCUAGUGGAGAUGAAGGCCAUGCAAUUGAGCUACGGCAUCGAGAUGAUGUUCCGCGAGAUCCUGCCCAAGCUGCGGCACGGCAACGACGGGCUGAUCUUUACGUGCGUCAGCAGCGAAUACAAGCACGGCACCGACCCGCACAUCCUCAAGUGGAAACCGCCCGAAGAGAACACGGUCGACUGCCGGCUGCGGCUGAGCUUCCCGACAGUGCAGCCGGGCGAGGGCGACGACGGCGUGGACGGCCCGUUUAUCGACUACGAGGCCGUGCCUCAGUCGCAGCUAUGGAGCUUCUUGGGCGACGGGCGGUACCAGUACUUUGCCGAUGUGCACAUCACCGAGGAUGAGUGGGAGAUCCUCAAGGGGCUGGGUGACCCUCUCAACGACCGCAUAGUCGAGUGCCACAAGGACGAUCUAGGCCGGUGGCGCAUCAUCCGUUUCCGCGACGACAAAUCCGAGGCGAAUCACAUCUCAACCAUCAAGAGCGUCAUGGAGAGUAUCGAGGACCGCGUCACGGAGAAGGACCUCGCCGAGGCCGCCAAGGGCAUCAAGGACAACUGGAAGACGCGCAACGCGAAGCGGUGA